Messenger RNA from Xenia sp. Carnegie-2017, 877 nucleotides. RefSeq names its product histone H2A. Gene Ontology annotation, molecular function: DNA binding; structural constituent of chromatin; protein heterodimerization activity. The record is from RefSeq and is a predicted model, not a curated record. The transcript has a single exon. The coding region runs from base 89 to 490 and encodes 133 amino acids. Gene Ontology annotation, cellular component: nucleosome. NCBI's taxonomy places the organism in Eukaryota, Metazoa, Cnidaria, Anthozoa, Malacalcyonacea, Xeniidae.
CGCCAUCAUUGAAUUAUUUCAGUCACGUUAGUCAUUAUCGAGUUAAAUUUCAAGGUUUAAUACUUUACUUUGGAUUUCUGUCUCAAAUAUGUCUGGUCGUGGUAAAGGAAAAGCGAAAGCAAAAGCCAAGUCCAGAUCAAGCAGAGCUGGACUUCAGUUUCCUGUAGGUCGUAUUCAUCGAUUGUUAAGAAAAGGAAAUUAUGGUGAAAGAAUUGGUGCAGGUGCUCCAGUUUAUCUAGCUGCCGUUCUUGAGUAUUUAUCUGCGGAAAUCUUGGAAUUGGCUGGCAAUGCUGCUCGUGACAACAAGAAAUCUCGAAUAAUCCCCCGUCAUCUUCAACUUGCCGUACGCAACGACGAAGAAUUGAACAAAUUGUUGUCUGGUGUGACGAUAGCUCAAGGAGGUGUUCUUCCUAAUAUUCAAGCUGUCCUUUUACCUAAAAAGACUGGUGGUUCCUCCGGCCAAAAAUCUUCUCAGAGUCAAGAAUAUUGAAAUAAUCUGACUUCCUGAAAUAAAACCGGCUCUUUUAAGAGCCAACAAAUCCGCAAAAGAAUCAUAGCAGUUUGUUGUUGCUCAGAUAAAUGUUGAAAACAUUAGAAGUAAAGAUGCCUCGUAGUUUUAUAUUGAGGUCAAGAUAAUGGCAAAUAUAAACCAUUAGUCUUGUUUAGAUAUAUUUGCAUGUGAUAUCAGCUUUCUGGGCUGUACAUAUUGUAAGUUUCAUAUUAUAUUUAUAAAUCCUGCAUAUGAAGUGGGACUUUAGCCAUACAUUUGCUUUUAUUGUCAAAGUAAUUUGCUACUUUGAGAAAGUUUAGUAUAAAUAAAGUAAGCCUCAAAGUUUCCUUUACACAAAUUGGCAUGUAAUAAACAUGUACAAAGGCA